Molecule: messenger RNA, 2523 nt
Organism: Stereum hirsutum FP-91666 SS1
Lineage: Eukaryota; Fungi; Basidiomycota; Agaricomycetes; Russulales; Stereaceae
Product: AAA-domain-containing protein
Exons: 11
Coding region: 166-2523 (785 amino acids)
Biological process (GO): ribosome biogenesis
Cellular component (GO): nucleus
Molecular function (GO): ATP hydrolysis activity; preribosome binding; RNA binding
Source: RefSeq, a predicted model, not a curated record
CGACUUUUCACCUGCUCGACCGACGGCGACGCACGAAAGUCAACGGCGUACACAUCUUCAGUACUACUAGCUGUUUACGAAAGAAAAUAAGCCUUACAUACGAGCACACAAAUCAACACAGGGCCAUGGAAAUUUCACUAGGGCCCAAAUGCGCUCAACAGGUCCAUGCAAGGUCUAUGGACGACCCACCGCAAAAAGAUUAACUUGAACGCACCUCCUACGCCUCCUUCACCUGCACCUGCACCUGCACCUCCUUCAUCCUCCACUCCUUCGACAUCCACUGCUCCUGCGUCUUCCAAUGACUCCCGUCCUCCCAACUCGAAUGGAAAACGUAAAACCCGUCCCUCCCGCACAGACGAUAAAGAUACCAAACGCAGUCGCACCACCACCUCCACCUCAAACGGUGUCGCCAACUCAAGCUACAACCCCAACUCCAAGCACGCAAAUGAAAUCCCCUCCUCCUACACCCCCCCUUCCACCCGCCUCUCCGACCUCGGCGGUCUCUCCCCCAUCAUCGAAAAAAUGUUAGAGUUAGUCGCGAUGCCGCUCUCGCAUCCGGAAAUUUAUCUGUGGACGGGCGUGCAGCCGCCGAGGGGGGUGUUGUUGCAUGGGCCGCCGGGGUGUGGGAAGACUAUGUUGGCGAGGGCUAUUGGGGGGGAACUCGGCGUGCCCUUCAUCCAAGUCUCGGCGCCGUCCAUCGUUUCGGGCAUGUCUGGCGAGUCGGAGAAGACGCUAAGGGAGACGUUCGAGGAGGCGAAGCGCGUCGCCCCCUGCCUGCUCUUCAUCGACGAAAUCGACGCGAUCACUCCGAAGCGGGAGAGCGCGCAGCGGGAGAUGGAGAGGAGGAUCGUGGCGCAGUUCUUGACUUGUAUGGAUGAACUCUCCUGGGAUAAAACCGAAAACAAGCCCGUAAUAGUCAUCGGCGCGACGAACCGGCCGGACGCGCUCGAUGCGGCGUUGAGGAGAGCUGGGAGGUUCGAUCAUGAGAUUAGUAUGGGGGUGCCGGAUGAUGAGGGGCGGGCGCAGAUCCUUAAAGUCCUCUGCUCCAAACUGCGCCUCGAGGGUGAUUUCGACUUUACGGCGUUAGCGAAAGCGACGCCGGGGUAUGUAGGUGCGGAUUUGACGGCGUUGACGGGCGCGGCGGGGAUCAUUGCUGUUAAGAGGAUAUUUAGGGGGAUUUCGGAUGGGUCGAUCGUUAUUCCUGAGGUGGAUCCUUCCGAGGGGGUCACUGCUGAAGGAGUUACAUCGACGACGACGAAGACGCCCAACGAUAACACAUCCGCCCCAUUCUCCACCCUCCUCACCCUCCCCACCCUCUCCAACCUCCCCACCGCCUCCUCAAUCGCCCACUUCCUCCACACGCACCCCUCCCCCCUAACCCCCCUCCAACUAACCCCCCUCCACCUCACCUCCUCCGACUUCCACCUCGCCCUCUCACAAAUCCAACCCUCCUCCCUCCGCGAAGGUUUCACCACCGUCCCUAACGUAUCCUGGUCCGACAUCGGUGCCCUCCAGGGUAUAAGAAGUGAAUUGCAUAUGGCGGUGGUGCAGCCGAUUAGGAGGCCGGAGGUGUUUAGGAGGGUGGGGAUUGAGGCGCCGUGUGGGGUGUUGAUGUGGGGACCGCCCGGGUGUGGGAAGACGUUGCUUGCGAAGGCGGUGGCGAGUGAGAGUGGAGCGAAUUUUGUGAGCGUGAAGGGGCCGGAGUUGUUGAAUAAGUAUGUUGGUGAGAGCGAGAGGGCGGUGAGACAGGUGUUUUCGAGGGCGCGCGCGUCGGCGCCUUGUAUUAUCUUUUUCGACGAGCUGGACGCGCUCGUUCCUCGUCGGGACGACAGCCUCUCCGAAUCCUCAGCCCGAGUCGUCAACACCCUCCUCACCGAACUCGACGGCCUCGACUCCCGCCGGGGCGUCUUCGUCCUCGCGGCCACAAACCGGCCCGACAUGAUCGAUCCAGCGAUGUGCAGACCGGGAAGGCUCGAUAAGCUGCUUUAUGUGGAUUUACCGGGGGCGGAGGAGAGGGUGGAGAUUGUGAGGACUAUGUUGAGGAAGGUUCCGUUGCGUUCUGAGACGCAGAGGGAGGUGGAGAGGGUGAUUAGGGAGAGAGGGGAGGGGUAUAGUGGGGCUGAUUUGGCAGCGGUGGUUAGGGAGGCUGGCGUCCUCGCGCUUCGGAAAACCCUGGGCACACUCGCGAUGAUGGAGAGCGGCGGAGCGACUUCCGCUUCUGCCAUGCACACCGACACGGGGGCAGCAAAGGAGAAGCAAGAGGAGGAGGAUGUGGACGUGCAGGUGGGCGUGGAAGAGUUCGUGCAGGCGAUGGAGAAGGUGCCACCGAGUGUGAGCAGGGCGCAGAGGAGGAAGUAUGAGGCGCUUAGGGCGAAGUUUGCAGGGAUGCCGGUGGGUGGGGCGAGGGGGAAGGCGAAGGCUGUGACGAGCGGUAUUGAUCUCGAUGUGGAGGAUGAGGAUGAGCAGGAGGGGAAGGGGAAGGAGGUGGGGAUGGAUGUGGGGGGUCAGGGCGUUGCUGCUUAA